UCCAGCUGAACCACAACACGUCGACAUUGUUCCUCCGCCGGGUCUUCGCUCCUCCGGUCAGACUGAACACACGGACCGUCAGCAGGCAGCAACAUGCGCUCCUUGGCCGGACUGGCUGCCAUCAUGGGGGCCGCCACCGUCUACCUCUACCUGCUGUCCUCACACCUUCCCCGGGUACCGACACACGUCCAGCCGGGCUCCGAGGGAGAGGACGAGGCGGUCGGCGACUACAGGCUGAAGUUCCCGUCGGACCUGGACGAGCUGCGGGACCUCGCAGACACGCUCAGGUUUUAUAAAAGAGAACAUUACAGCUUCGUCCUGCUGCUGUACUGCAGCGCCUACCUCUACAAACAGUCCUUCGCCAUACCUGGCUCCUCCUUCCUGAACAUGUUAGCUGGUGCGAUCUUCGGGCCCUGGGAGGGUCUGCUGUUGGCCUGCAUGCUCUCUGCGUUUGGCUCCAUGUUCUGCUUCCUGCUCUCCUCGACGUUUGGAAAGCAGCACGUGGUUCAGCUCUUCCCGGAGAAGGUGGCGCUGCUUCAGAGCAAGGCUGAAGAAAAUCGCAGCAGUUUGUUCUUCUUCCUCCUUUUCCUUCGCUUCUUCCCUAUGACUCCAAACUGGUUCCUUAACAUCACCUGUCCCCUCCUCAACAUCCCUUUGCCCAUUUUCUUCUUCUCUGUGUUCAUAGGUUUGAUCCCCUACAACUUCAUCUGCGUCCGUACGGGCUCCAUGCUCUCAGAGAUCUCCUCCAUGGAUGAUAUCUUCUCCUGGGGGACGCUGGCUCAGCUCCUGGCCAUCGCUCUCGUGGCUCUGCUCCCCGGAGCUCUGAUCAAACACUACAGCAAAACCCACCUCAAGAUGAACGGCAUGGAAAGUAACGGACCCAGCCAGGCUGACGUCAAGCAGGAACGGAAGAGACGAUGAUUCUGGGGUAAAAGAGGAAUCGACAGGUUUGGGAUUCCCAAACACAAACUGAAGAGACCUCUUUGCACGGAGAGGCAUGUGACCUUUUGUGCACUUCAGCCUUGUGAUUUCUGGAAGGUCACAGCAAAGGCUCGUCAUACUUAAAGUAUGAUCUGCUGUGAAAGUUUGGAAACGUCUUCAGGUCGUGUUACGCCAGGUUUCAGUUUCCCAGCGAUCUCUCAGUGCCAACACACACAGAGCCAACGCUUUAGGGAAACCUUAGGAGAUGAUUGGAGAUAAUUGACUGAAUACAAUUCUGCUUUUCUUUCUCAGUCCACUGUGACUGCAGUUAUAAAUUCGGACCUUCUGUCCAGUGUGUUUCCAUUGUGCCAUGAUAUUACUAGAGCCUUAAAAGUAAUUUGCUCUGUGCACUAAACACGGUGUAGAGCUGCACAGGAAGCUCCACUGACCCUGCUGUGGACAAAUGUGUUCUUAAACCCACUGGAUAUACUUAGAGCACGGAGAUCAGACAACCAGCUACACAAUAAUGUCUCUUCUCCUCACGUAUGUUUACUCACUUUGCUGCCGUUACAGUUCCAGGAAUUGCAUGGACAAGAAAUGUUUUAGCACAUUUGGACUUCUAAAUGUCUCAAGAUUGUCUCCAUGUGGUUCAACAUGUCUUAAUGUAGCUGUCGCUGUAUUCACAGAUGGUUUUAGAGCUCUGUGCACGUCAGCUGUGAUCCUCUCAUCAUGGCCUCAACACAGUCUCUGAACUCAUUCACUUGGAUUUUACUGUCGGCCUCUGCAGGUCUGCCAACAGACGAGUCAGUUUAUGACCUCACCUCAUCACUGAACAGGUUUUACAGUGUAGAUGCUGUUGGAUGUUCACAUGCAUGGUGGUGUGUCAUGACACUGCACUGUGAUACACAGUAAUAUCAGCACGUCGUUGGUAUCAGCUUUAAAGUGAACUGUCAGAAUCAGCCAAUGUGCUUUUUCUUAUUUUGCACAAUGGAUGAAUACUACAUACAGUGAAGAGUAUUUCAUGUCUCCAUCUGCUGGUGAUGAUGAGAGCAUGCAUGAUAUGAUGUUUGCAAAUCAAAUCAAACUUUAUUUAUAGCACCCGUCAUACAAUCAUGAAAAAAAAAAAAAUCCCCAACAGAAGAGACUUGAUCAUCACCAAAAAAGCCAAUAUAUUGAUAUUGGUUAUCGGCCAUAUAAGUUGUUAUAUGUUGGCAUAUUGGAUAUCAGCAAAAAAAAAUCCAUUAUGGUGCAUCCCGAAAAAUAUUGAUAUUCGAUAUCGUUAUGGAUACCACAUGGAAAGUUGACGUUGAGGACAUACAAAUAAAACUUUUAUCAAAAGACAAAUAUGACGAGGCUCAGGGUGUCGUGAUGAAUCAAUAUGGACGAUAACUGGUUCUUAAAAAUGACAAAGAGACAAAACUCAAAAUAAACAAAGUUCUGUUACUGAUAGCAUUAAUGUGAUUAUUGUUAUUCAUUCAUUCAUUUUCUGUUGCCUCUUAUCCUGCUGGGGGUCGCGAGGAGGUGGAGCCUAUCCCAGCUGACACUGGGUGAGAGGCGGGGUUCACCCUGGACAGGUGAUCUGAGCUUUGCUUUUAAAGGCCUGAUUUCAUUUAAACGUGACAGUCAAAUCAGUCCGUUCAUAGCGUCAUCCUGCAAAUCAAUCAGCUCUUAAACCAACCGAAGCAACUGGAUUAAAAAGUGAGUAUUAAACCAAAGACAGCGAGCUGAUCACAUCUCCUGCUAUGGCGUCUGUGGGCGGCUCAUUCUGAACUAAUAUAAAAGCCAUCUCAGUAUGUAAUAUUCAUCCAUUGUGCAAAACAAGAAUUGAUUUCAAAGCCAAUAUCAGCUGAUACUGAUGACGUGCCGAUAUUAUCGUGCCUCCCAAACUGAGGCUGAUCCUUUCACCUCCCAAAGGAAAAAUGAAGUUACUCUGUAUGAGUGUUACAUUUGGAGACUGUGAUGAGAUGAUCGCUGCUCGUGCUGCUGUGAAUUUUGUGGCCUUUAACUGAGCGUGCAGAUGCACUUUAUAUCUGUUUCUGUCAGUGUAACUGAUUCACUGUUUCAGUUUGAAAUCGUAUUUUUUAUUUUUUUGAAUCAGUAUUUUGCAGAGACUGUAGAGGAUAGUCUUAAACUGUAGCUUCUCAUCAUAAACAUAACUUAGUGGUUUGCUCUAAAUUCAGGUUCCACUGAUGGUCUGAGUCAUUCACUGUUUCAUUCAGAGGUGUUUCUGAUGAACCUGAUAUGUAGUAUUUUGGAUAUCACAUCACAUAUUGUAGCCUGACAGUGGAGUGAAGUCCUGGAUCUUUACAGUGGCGUCACAUUUUGUUUUUUCAUUUUUAGAAACUGUGGCUCUGAGUUUGGUGGUUCCACUGUUGACUCUCAUGAGCAUCACAAACACGCAAAGUGCCAAAAAAUAAAUAAGUUCAAGAGUUUUUUUGAUCAUCACAGUCCAGAGGCAGUCCUACCAGAGCGAGUAAAAAAAAAAGAUGUUUUGUUUGUGAAAACGCUGCUUUAGGUUUUAAAGGCCUUGUGUUGAUGUCAGGAUUUUUGUUCUCCUCUUUGACCAAAAAAGUUUAAGAAAAAAAAGUGACAAAUCUGCUCAGGGGAGACGAGAUCUUUAAAAAUAUUUUCUUUCUUUUUUUUUUGUUUUUGUUUAAUUUAACCCAACAUGUGCACAAAGUGGGGUUUUUUUUGGGGGGGGGGGGGGGUAAUGA
This is a messenger RNA of Epinephelus fuscoguttatus (brown-marbled grouper), 3635 nucleotides long. RefSeq names its product transmembrane protein 41A-B-like. NCBI's taxonomy places the organism in Eukaryota, Metazoa, Chordata, Actinopteri, Perciformes, Serranidae. The record is from RefSeq and is a predicted model, not a curated record. Bases 94 to 921 code for a protein of 275 amino acids. The transcript is spliced from 5 exons.